Messenger RNA from Delphinapterus leucas (beluga whale), 6667 nucleotides. NCBI's taxonomy places the organism in Eukaryota, Metazoa, Chordata, Mammalia, Artiodactyla, Monodontidae. The record is from RefSeq and is a predicted model, not a curated record.
UGGGCGACUGGAGGCGCGCCUGGAGUCACCGCCUAGCCCGGCCCCCCCACUCGGGGGAGGCUGGCGUGGGGAUGCCCUACUCCCUCCUCGGACGGGGCGUGGGGCGCGAGGUUUAGGAAGGGAUCGAGGUGGGGCGGGCCGGGUGGACCUCCAAGCACCUGACGGCUGCCCCCGCCAGGGGCGGGCGCUCGGACGUUCGCUAGAAUCGCGGCGUGGGGCGAGGAGGGCGGGGAGGUGUAGCGUGGCGCUUACUCCGCCUUCUAGCCGCCCCGGCGCGGGGCGGAGGCGAGGGGGUUGUCUCAAAAGUCUCUCCUUCCCCUGCAGGGGCGGCGGCAAGUCCCCGCGCGAGCUCAGGGUGUCAGAGGCUGAGGCAGAAGAAGCAAAGUUCCCGGGGCUUCUUCGAGGCCGCUGUCCGGGUUGCCAGUUCGGCUUCCCCCUCCUCGCCAAGGCAAUGGCUUCCAAACUCCUGCGCGCGGUCAUCCUUGGGCCGCCCGGCUCGGGCAAGGGCACCGUGUGUCAGAGGAUCGCCGAGAACUUUGGCCUCCAGCAUCUCUCCAGCGGCCACUUCUUGCGGGAGAACAUCAAGGCCAACACGGGUUUUCCUAGAACAUUAGUUCAGGCCGAAGCCUUGGACAAAAUAUGUGACCUGGACCUAGUGAUCACUUUGAACAUUCCAUUUGAAACGCUCAAAGAUCGUCUCAGCCGACGCUGGAUUCACCCUCCUAGUGGGAGGGUGUAUAACCUGGACUUCAACCCGCCUCAUGUACAUGGGAUCGAUGACAUCACUGGUGAACCAUUGGUACAGCAGGAGGAUGACAAACCUGAAGCAGUUGCUGCCAGACUAAGACAGUACAAGGAUGUGGCAAAACCAGUCAUUGAAUUAUACAAGAGCCGAGGAGUACUCCACCAAUUUUCUGGAACGGAGACUAACAAAAUCUGGCCCUAUGUUUACACACUUUUCUCGAACAAGAUCACACCUAUUCAGUCCAAAGAAGCCUACUGAGCCCUCCAGUGGAAGAACCAGGAAGAUAUGGUCAUCCAUUCAAUUGUAUGUGUAGUGUUGGUGCCAUGUCCCAAUUAGCAGCUAGCUGAGAUAGCUUGCAGCAUCUUUUCUAGUUUAAAUGGUGAACUGCUAUGAAAACUAAUGAAUAGAAAGAGUUAAUGAAGAGGCUCUUCUCUGCCUUUCUAAAAGAGGGGCUACCUGCACAUGUUUAAGACGUCCCUGCACAUGUCUCAAGUCCUUCACAAGAAAGAAAGCAAGUACAGGCUGGAUUUCAAGUGGUGUAUAACCCAAGCUCUAGCUGAUUUUCGACAGCCAUGUUGUUGCCAUAGUGGCCUUUUCACACGUGAUGGUGGUGGUCCCUGGUUCUCCCCAGCCCCCAAAGGCUGUUGAAUCAUAGCACCAGGAGGCCUGAGAAUGCCAAGGGCUGUAGCUGCCUUUGUCCCAGGUUCUCUGGUAUGUGUCCUCCUGGUGACAGUGGGAUUGAAGCUAAGCUCUCAGUGGUUGCUUCUCUGGCCUUGAGUCACUCUCCACAAUUCAUUUUUUCUCUUAGGAAUGACGCCUUCUCUCUGCAUCCAUACUCCAUAGAAUCUCUCCUUUCCAGUCAUCCUGGAAUGAAAGGAUUUGGCUUUUACUACUUUUAUUAGACAUCUGUUUUCUCCCUUCCUAGACUAUUAAGUAAUACAGAUUGUUACUGCUUUUAUCCCUCUCAAAUUCCUUUCUAAGAGCUGAGAGCUAGGGGACUGUGUUGAAUCUCUUUAUGCACUAGGAACUGAGCUAUGUGGAGGGUCUAUUUAAACUGCUGGUCUGACUCUCAUGGGUUGACACUGCUCCUUUCUUUUAUUGUGGCAAAAUAAAACCCUCAGAGUCUUUAGGGAACCCUGAAAAACUGGCAAAUAUUCACCUCCAUAAAUGUUAAAAGAUCAUAUCAUAUCUUAUGUAUGGAAGUAAAUAAGACCAUAUGGAAUUACUGGACUAAAUGAAUAGUUUAGCUUUUUAGUCAAGACAAAAAAAAUGUAUUUUGAAAAUGCUGCUAAAUAUUGAUGCUGACAGUGUUUUUCUCCUGUGAGUGACCCAAGCAUAUUAUAAAUAGAUGGUGAAGGGAAUGGAGCCUGUGGGGUUGAGGAAAACGUUGCACUAGCCACGCCUAGACUGAUGAUGACAGGUUUACGAUGAUGGGAUUUGACAAAAAUCGUAAUUUUUUAUUCUAUUCCAAAGAUGCUUUCUAUAGGGUGGCCAUUAAGUCUAGAAAUAUAGAUCAUACCGUUUUGUCAUUCACUGAAAUGUAGUAUCAGUAAACCAUUUAUUUAAGGAUUUGCCUGGUUUCCAGACUUGGUGGCCAUCUUUUAUAAUUCUUGUUCUCCUCUGGGAAGGACAAUGAAAUUUAUUCCUGUUGCCUUAAAAAUAGAUAUUCCUCUUCAUGCAUCGUGAUUGUCCCCAGGGAGGGUCCUUUACUAUCCCUGGGAGUGACUUUUGUCUAACUCUUCAUACUGGUGAGAAAACAAAAGAAGCCUAUUUCAGCAUAGGUGGUGUUGAAACACAUUAUUUAUUUUCCGAAGAUGUCGCAGUGAAUCCACAGUCAAUUCACUGACCAAUGGAUUCUGUAUGGUAGCCGUACAUCUUCCUUACAAAUACUGCCCCCCACUCUUGCCCGUCUCUCUCCCUUUGUCCCUUCAUGUGAAUGUUCUUUGGCUACCUUAGUGGAAACACAGACCAGUUUCCUCCUUAUCCCCUGAAUCAAAGUGAAAGAAGAUUAUUUACUUUUUAGGUUUAUGCAUUUAAAAUGCCCAGUUCAGGUAUUUGAAACAUCAGUGCAUGAUAGUGACUUUUUAGAAGACUUGUGUUUGAAUGCCAGUUGAUAGGGACAGGGUGAAAAUCAGACAUGCAGAUACAGCUCAGGUUUCCUGGGGAAUCGGGCAAAGAAAAACAAGUCUGCUAUGAGGAAAAUUGCUUCUGCCAUAGAGACAAUUUCCACAAAGUGGGAAAAGUAGAAAGUUAAGGUUAUUAUAUGGAUCAUUCAGAAGAGGAAAGUGUGUGCUUUUUUGGAAGCAGAAAAAUCUUCAGACCUCUUUCUUCACUUCUUUCAAUGUUUAGCAGAUGUUCCAGUGUAACCACUGGCUUUGGAGUUUUUCAAAGAGGCAUGGGAAACGGCCUAGGUGACCCCUGAUUCCAUAUACUCUGCUCCUCCAUCCUUCCCUCCCUUCUCCCUUCCAGCAAAAUAGAUGCUUAGUGCCAGUGUCAGAACCACUCAGUGUGUCUCAACACUGUGCUGUUUCUGAGGUUGCCCUGCAGUUGAGGGCAAUCACCUUUGCUAGGUGAGACCAAUAAAAGCCAAACACUGUUUCUGUGGGCUUUGAAAGAUGAUACUUGUUUCAUGUUCAGUGGCCUAAAAAAUCUGUUUCUGGUUUUCUUCAACAAAGUCUAGUUUUUCCUUCAGUGAUUUUGUAAAAAAAAUAAAAUUUUCUUGAAAAUAUUUUGACAAAGGUCAAAGUAAAGGGAUAUCUUUCUUUAGUUUUCCUUCUACUGCCACACAUGAGGUUCCAUUACAGUUAGGCAAAAAGAGUAGUUUGGCUGGUUUCUAAGAUUCCUACGUGGCCUCACCUUCUGUGACUCUAGCCAGCUCUGCGUUCAGUUUGCUUUCCACUAUCCUGACCGGCUUCCCGCUUACUUGGAACUUGAAAAUAUUGCCGUGUUUAAUACACUCUAACACUAAAGCAAGCAUAUAAUAGGUACCAUUUAUCGAAGGCCUACUGAGUGCUAUGUACAGUUUUAGGACCUUUACAAACAUCUCAUUUACUCUUUCCAGCAUCCUUUGAGAUAGGCACGAUUCCAUGUUUAUAAACAAAGAAGGCGAGGGUCAGAAAAGUAAAGCAUCUUGCCCUGCUCCUGCUGCCAGCGCACAGUGUAGUCAGGACUCAAAGCCAGGUUUUCCUGACUCUGCUCCUGGAUGUUAACUACCUGCGUCCUGUCCCAAGCAAGGCAGGGCACUGAGCUGCUUGGUUUUGCUUAUAUUUCCAAGUGGCCUCAUGUCAAAAAUAGCAGAGUUCACUAUGGUGACGUUCAGCUUUGUAUGGGACUGUUCCCUUUUUUUUUUUUUUAACUUUUGCUUAAGCAAAGGAAGCUGCUAGAGGAGAGUCUGAGCCCUUGAUCCUCCAUAACUACUCAUUUGUAAAUAAAGUGAAAGGCUGUCAAAGUAGACUUGGGUCCAGGCUAAUCUGUGGCAGAGGCAAGCUCAAGGUCUUCACCUACCCUUUCAGUGUCCAUGGCAUUGUGCCCCUGAAGGGACCUUUAUGCUUGAGCCACCCCAGCCGUGGUGCUCACACACAGGCCUGGACUCCUGCGAAUUCACCAGACACUACUCCCUUUGCUUCCCUGACAUCAGAACAAAUCCCUCCCUCACUCCCACCCCGAGACAAGGCCCUGAUAGUAACUGAUCUUCCCUAAAGGGCUAGCAGGUGAACAGAUGGUGACUGAGCCCCUAAUAUAGGGUCAUCCUUGACUUUCAUACUAUCUUCCCUGUAUGACAUUACACGUGAACAUGAUCCUGAAUGCCAAAUCCACACCUUUGUCCACCCUCUGGUGUGGUGGCAGUGCUUAUCAUGCACAGUUCCGGCAGAAAUGGGAUAUUGGCUUCCUGUCUCACCUUCCUUCCACGGGGUCACUUCUGGCAUCCUCCAGCAGCCCAGCUUCACCCAGGCUGUGCCCCUCUCUUUGGUAGGGAAGGGAAAAAGGUAAGAAUAGGCAUAGGUGACAGAGGAUUCUUGGGAGAGAGGUGAUGGUGUGGCCUUUUCUGCCAUUACUAGGUUGUUGACAGGAUAAAUUUAGAUAGAAAGAUGCCUAUAUAAACCCAUAAAUAGGGUUUUUGUAAAAUUUAGUUCACUGGGACCUGAGUUCAAUAUCUGACUUUGGCUAUUUGUUUAAAGAGGUCUUACCAUCUGCUGGGGGUGGGGAGUGUCUUUGCCCAAAUCAUAAAGUCAGCAGACUUCCAAAUAUAUUAAGGUAUCAGCAUAUUCUUGGUAGUUACUGUUUAUUGGUACUCGGUGCUAAGUGUACUGCAUCCAUUGUGUAAUUAAAUCCUCCACAAUUACCCUAUGUAAUAGAUAGUAUUAUCUCAGUGAUCUUGCCUCCUUGUAUUUAAAAACUGAAAUAAUCCUGUCUACUUAACCUUUUCCUUUACCUAUAGGGAUUAAUCAGGAAAUUCAAAAAGGCCUUUUUUGUACAUUGCUGUAGUUUGAGCUCCCUGUUCUCAUGAAUAGGUAAAACAAUAUAUUUGCUCCCACCUGGAAUCCUUGCUUUUGGCUCUGGUGCUGAGACAGGAAAUGGGCACUGGGUGGGUCCUGGUGGUAGUUGCACACUGUAUAUACAGAGGGCAUGUGUCUCAUCUGUACUCUGCUGGGUCACAGGAUCUCGGGAGGCAUUCGUAUCUACCUGAUGAAUUUCAUUUCUUUUCAUUUAAUAGACGAUAUCUUUUCUCACUGCAGUAGUUUUACCAGAAAGGCAAUUCAUAAGACAGAGGUGUAUUCGUAGUAUGAAUUGCUUUCUCUCUAUUCUCCACCAUUCUCAGUACUCCUUGUCUAUUUGGUGUUUCAAAAGAAGAGCCCAGUAGCAGAGACUUCUUUGAAUAAGGGAAUGUGGUCUGGUCAUAAGUUAUCGUCCCUUUCCAUAAAUAACUGACCCAGUCUGGUUUCCAGAUGAAAAGUGUGCAAGACCCAGGUGUCGGGGAACCAUGAAGCUGUAUUUCAACUAUGAGGAAAAAUCUGCUUCCUGCAUCUGUUGAGACGUAAUUACAAGUGUUGAGAAAUGCCGUACCUUAUCUUUUAACAAACUGCACAGUUCUUGCCAAAAUAAAUGCCAUUAUCUGUAUGCUUCAGGGAAUUCCCUAAAUUGGUGUGUGUGUGUGUGUGUGUGUGUGUGUGUGUGUGAGAGAGAGAGAGAGAGAGAGAGAGAGAGAGAAUAUUCAUUCCUUCUUUGGUGAUAAUUAGGCUAUUCCAGAAAGCACAGUGUUAAUUCUUGAAAUAAAAGAUUUUCUAUUUAAACACAUGUCAAAGAGCAGCGCACCUUAAAGAUUCUCCCUGGGGUUGAUGUGUGUCUAACUUCGUUUCAUAAAACCUUUCUCUUCUUCAUUUAAAACUUUGGAUAUAAAGUCAGAAAUGUGUUAAAUAAAAACAAUGUUUUGUGUUUAAUUUAGAGAAGAAUAAAGGGAAGAAAAACAAAAACUCAGUCUUUAUGUAAGCUACAGGGUGUCAGGGCUUAGAGGGCUUUUCUAGUUUUAUGAGAAUUUAUACUACUGAUUUUUAUAUGUUCUUGUUUUUGAGAUGAAUAGAUCUCGGGAAAUUGUUGAGUUACAGAGACAUUUCACUAUGAUCCCUCUCAAGCUUAAAUCAGUUCUCUAACCUAAUGACAACUUGUCUCUGGUUUACUGUCCUGUGAGAUGUCAGCUCCAUUUUCCCAGAAGUCAUGUGUUUACGAUGAGUCAGUGCUUUUCCUCAGUGUGAAAGUUGUCGCCCCUCUUGAUUUCGGUGUAUGUGCUUAAUUCAAAGAUUCUAAACCUGUAGUCUAAUCUGUACAUGCUCUCUUAACUGUUAAUUGUGUUGUUGAUUUUAUCUUGCUUGAAGAUUGAUUCAUACUUUUUAAUUUGAUAGAAAUAAAGUUUUUUUUUUCCGCUUA